AUGGAGAAUACAUUGCGAGGAUUUUUAGAAAAUUCAAAAGAAGGAGAACGAGUUUUCGUUGAAGGGCUACAGAAUGACACGAAAAAGGUCUGUCGAGUGAGUGAGACAAACCAGUUGAAUUGCGUCGAACUGGGAGGUUUAGAGACCCAGUUAUUCUCAACACUUCAAUCUUUAGGGUAUAUAUGCACAUUAUCGGCAGACCCAAAUCGACCACCUAGCUUUGAUUGCAAAAAAUUUAUGGAUUGA
Schizosaccharomyces osmophilus is the source of this 246-nucleotide messenger RNA. RefSeq names its product SPAC222.17-like, conserved protein. The record is from RefSeq and is a predicted model, not a curated record. Lineage: Eukaryota; Fungi; Ascomycota; Schizosaccharomycetes; Schizosaccharomycetales; Schizosaccharomycetaceae. The transcript is spliced from 2 exons. Bases 1 to 246 code for a protein of 81 amino acids.